UGUGGAUCGUAGUACGGUGCAAAGAUGGCAUCAGCGAUUCCGUGAUGGUCGUAUAAGUAUUGAUAACAACCCAGCAAACAAAGGUGAAACAAAUGAUGAUUUUUGCUUACGAUAAACUUGGGAUAAUUGUCACUGAUCGAGUUCCAAUUGGCAGUAGUGUAACCGGGGAUUACUACAAAACAUUCCUUGCCAAAAAAUUGCGACCAGGAAUGUUACAAAAUGGUGUGUCCAUAUUGCACGAUAAUGCGCGGCCGCAUAUCGGAGCACCAGUCGUCGCUCUUUUGGAGAAAUAUGGAUGGGAACGCCUCAAACACCCACCGUAUUCGCCGGAUUUAAGUCCCCCGGACUUUGAUUUAUUUCCAAAACUGAAGGAACCACUUAGAGGGAUCCGUUUUCCUAACUUAGAUAUACUAAAUGAAGAAGUGAGCCGAAGGAUCCGUGAAUUCAACAAAGAUGGCGUCCUAUGCGGCAUUCGAGCGCUCCCGAAACGAUGGCAAUCGUGUAUAGACAAGCAGGGAGAUUAUAUCGAAGGUCUAUAA
Messenger RNA from Cinara cedri, 539 nucleotides. The record is from the annotation of a GenBank genome assembly. Lineage: Eukaryota; Metazoa; Arthropoda; Insecta; Hemiptera; Aphididae.